AUGCAAAUUCAGAAAUGGUCCUACUGUAAGCUUUUCCAUUUAAUGAAGACGACGAUGACUAAAAGAAGUCUGGCCCUUACCUUGUUUCUUUUCCCCAUUGUCUCCCUAGUACAAAAAGGUCACACCCCUUAAAGCACAAACAAGUCACUAGAUAUAGGCACUUUGAGAGAGAAAUGGAAUCGGAGGCAGAAGAAGAGCCACGCUUCACUCCACCAAGGUCACUGCUAAUACCAAAACCACGUGCAUAUGGACCUAGACAGUCACCGGAGAGGUCAGGGACACGAACCCCACCACUCCACACUUCAGCAUCUGUCCCAUUUCGAUGGGAGGAAGAGCCUGGCAAACCUAGGGAAUAUUGCACCCCCCUGAUCUCCAGGCCCAUAGACUUCCCACAAAAGUGCCUCGAGUUACCUCCGAGGCUGUUAAUAGAAACCCUACCUUCACCCACCACAGUCUUGGAGGGUCCUUACACGGGGAGGUCAUCAAGAUUUCAGUCUUCUUCGUUUAGAAUAACCAGAUCAAGGUCAUCAAGAUUUCAGUCUUCUUCGUUUAGAAUAACCAGAUCAAGGGAAUAUAAUUAUGGGUCCUUUCGCAGGCGCUGUAGUCCUGAGAGGGGUCAGCUUGGCACCAUAGCUCCUAGCAAGAGGAGAGUCAAAGAGAAAGGCGGGUUUUUGGGUUCUUGGAGUUGGGGAAGGAGGGAUUUGAAGGGUAAUAGAGAGGCUGGUGGGGGUAGUUAUGUCUUUCCAUCUUCAGGCGAUAGAGAAGCUGCCGAUCAAAGCAGCAAUGAGGAGGAAGGGAUGGUCAGUAGCAGCGACCAAGUCAAGAUGACAAGAAUGAGAAGGUCAGGGAGUUUUUCUGCUGUGUCCAAUGCCAGGUCUCAAUUCUGGGCGAGUAUUUAUGAGGGCUUGAAGCACGUCGUGGGAUGGAGGCGUAAGAAACUGAAGAAAGACCACGGGUUUGUGAAGUGCAGGGUGGACAUGUCCAAUUAAUUAUCUGUUAACCGCUGAGGAUGGUCCCGUAUCCUAUCGACCUUAAUUCUAUAUUUCUCUGUCAAAUGAAAAUGGCGUUUUUAUUAUGGUAUUUCCCAUCAUCACCCCUUGCUUGUUCUCCUGCUGUGCUGUCAUCUGCAUCGUUUUUGGAAGGGCCUGACCUUAAGCUGCAACCUUUUUUUCUGAACUGUGGGGAGAACUUACUGGACGUUUUAGCCAAGUGUUGACGAUGGCAGCAAUUUGGUCGUGCUGUCAAUGUACGAGUGAAAGCUUCUCUUUCUUUCUUUCAUGAAUAGCAGUAAAAGCGUUUUGUAAAGACUGAAUUGUACUAAAGGUAAGUGUUCAAGGAAAAUAUUGAAACUA
Populus nigra (black poplar) is the source of this 1352-nucleotide messenger RNA. RefSeq lists its product as uncharacterized. Lineage: Eukaryota; Viridiplantae; Streptophyta; Magnoliopsida; Malpighiales; Salicaceae. Bases 174 to 989 code for a protein of 271 amino acids. The transcript has 2 exons. The record is from RefSeq and is a predicted model, not a curated record.